UAUGAUCAUUUAGCGUGAAAGGGUUAGCAGAAUCAAACGUAACGCCGUUAUUUUGUUUGUGUUAGUUUUUGUGUGGCGUUUAUCCGUGCUGCCCACCGGGAUGAAUAAACGUAAUUUUACUGCCGGCGGGAGGAAAAAAACGAUAGUUCGCGAUAAGGUGGAUAUGUCACUAGAUGACAUUAUUCGGUUGAAUAAAAAAGAGCAACAUACAAACAGGAAACGGCCCAAUCAACAAGCAGUCGGGCGAAGGAAUCGUUUAUCUCAAGGAAAGAUGAAAGCUUGGUCGAGAAACACUGAUGGCAUCGUGUUUGGAGGAGGAGCGGCUAAAUUAAGAACGCGGGUCAUGCCGGGUGUGCGACGAGGACAGGGGCUAGUCACCGGUCUGGCAGCCAGGAAGAACGCCAGCCUCCUCAGGCGACCCGCUCAGAGAACAAAGCAGAAGGCCCAACCUUUCCUUCAACGCACUAUGCACGUUGAAGGAAAGAUUGGAGCUUCGGCUUUGUACAGAAAUGCUGACGUCCCCAAGAAGGACCCCAGUGGAAUGCCAGUCAACAGACCAUUUCAAUUGCAACGACGAUAUCUCCUUCCAGUGCAUCAGACGGACACACGCCAGGCCACAUUUCUUUAUCACAGAGGACUCAAGGUGCAAGCUCUGGUGCAGAAGACACAUCCCCACACUCUUCCCAUCAGAACUCAUCUGUGGCGUGCGUCAACGAAUAGGUCUGGAAUCUUGACUGUAUCAAUAGACAACCCCACGGCCAUGACUCAGCCUGAGCCUCCUUCUGCUUGGACUCUGCAUCCCACGACUGCUCACUUGCCCAUAAGUAACGUGGAAACGGCGGAGAAGAAAAUACCAAAAGGAGUUCCACUACAAUUUGACAUCAACAGUGUUGGGAAACCGCAUACGUCGAUUACCUUGAAUGAGAGGUUCCGUAUCCUAAAAGAUCAACGUGUGCAAAAAAGUAAAGGCAGCAGAUUUGUCGUGGUGGACUAGACUUCAGGAAGAACUACAGACUGUAAAAACAAGAGUGGACACUUUUUCCACAGUAGGGGGUUGUGGGUGUCAACUGAGGCCAAAACACAACAGUGUGGACACCCACUGACUUUUUCUAUUGUUAUAUACUCUGCUUUUGUUGUAUCUGCACUUUUAUUGUUGCUGCUGUAAGAACCACAAGAUUUUUUUUGGGCCAUUUUUAUUCAAUUAAAGGAAAUUCCUCCUCA
This is a messenger RNA of Phycodurus eques (leafy seadragon), 1221 nucleotides long. Its product is annotated as UAP56-interacting factor-like. The record is from RefSeq and is a predicted model, not a curated record. Gene Ontology annotation, molecular function: mRNA binding. Lineage: Eukaryota; Metazoa; Chordata; Actinopteri; Syngnathiformes; Syngnathidae. The coding region runs from base 101 to 994 and encodes 297 amino acids. The transcript has 9 exons. Gene Ontology annotation, biological process: mRNA export from nucleus.